This is a messenger RNA of Monodelphis domestica (gray short-tailed opossum), 8754 nucleotides long. RefSeq names its product heparan sulfate 6-O-sulfotransferase 3 (gene HS6ST3). Gene Ontology annotation, molecular function: heparan sulfate 6-sulfotransferase activity. Gene Ontology annotation, cellular component: membrane. The record is from RefSeq and is a predicted model, not a curated record. NCBI's taxonomy places the organism in Eukaryota, Metazoa, Chordata, Mammalia, Didelphimorphia, Didelphidae.
CCAGGGCCGGGGAAUGACUUGGCGCAUGCUCCGUACCUUGGGCAGGUUUUUGCUGCGGGUAGGAGGACUCCUUGUCACACCGGCUGGUGGGUAGCGGUGGUGCCAGCCUUUCGCGAGCGCGCGCGCGCUCGCGCUUGUGUGUCUGGCUGACAGACCUGAAGCAGCAGUGGGACUUCUCUGAAGAGGCGGUGCAUAGACUCGCCUGAGGCUCCUUUCUCUCCUCUCUCUCCCUGUAAGGGCUCAUCUGCAAACUUGCAUGGGGGGCUGGCAGCUUAAAGCCAGUCAGUACGCAGCUUGGGGCUUUCUUUGCCCCAAGGCUCCCCAGAGUGGGAGGGUGCCCGGGUGCUGCUGGUGGUGGGUUAGAGCAGGGGCUAGGGCGGGCGGGGCACUGUGAGGGGCCAGGGGCCGAAGCUCCUCCUUCUCUUUCCUGGUACCAAGGCUUUCUCCUGAAGAUCACGAAGCCUCUGGGUGUGGGUCGAAGCACUGGUUUCCAGCUACCGGAGGGGAAGGUUCAGAACCCAAGAUGAGCUAGUAAGUGCUUAAGAAUCCGCGGCAGACUGGCUCCCAGAGGCUCAUUCCUAGUCUGAGAGACGCCUGAUAUCUCUCUCCUCUGGCUAGGGGAAGGAUUAACGGCUCUUGGAGUACAGGGUAGAGUAGAGGGAGAGUCCUUUUUGAGCUCUGGAACAGUCUUCGCGCAGCCGCCACCCCUUAGUGCCGGGAACGGGCACCUUAUCUUCGCCCUCCUCUUUCCUCUCUUCCUCCUCCGCAGCGGUGGGCUAGGGGACCCAGGUUCUUUUUUCUACCUCCCAUUAGCCCUGCGGGAGCUAGCAGCAGUAAUCCAUCGGAGCGCCAGAGUGCAACCAGCCCUCCAGACACCUUUACGGGGGUCCCGCCUGCCCGGUCACAGGGGGAUGGAGGUGCAGCGGGCUCCGAACCGCAGCCUCCAGUCCAAACUUCUGCGCCGGUUUUCAGUGCAGCAGCUGUCGUCGCCGCCGCCGCCGCCGCCGCAGCCGAUUCGCCUUCUGGCCUGAGAGCAGGACCAUGGAUGAGAGGUUCAACAAGUGGCUGCUCACGCCGGUGCUCACGCUCCUAUUUCUCAUCAUCAUGUACCAGUACGUGUCCCCCACCUGUACCAACUCCUGCACCAACUUCGGGGACAAGUUCCGCGCUGGGGAGUCAGUCCAGGCUGCAGCCGCCCCAGUGGGUCCCCGAGAGGACCAGCAGCAACCACUGCUCCGGGACCAGGAAGCGGAGAUUCCGGGGGCACCGGCGGCACAGCUCUCCGGACCUGUGCAGGAGGCAGACGUGGAUUUCGAGGAGUUGGAAGAGGAGGAGGAAGAACAGGACCGAGAGUCCCCGGACAAUGGCUCUUUGCCCAAAUUCGUGCCACGAUUCAACUUCUCCGUGAAGGACCUGACUCGUUUCGUGGAUUUCAACAUCAAAGGGAGGGAUGUGAUAGUCUUCUUACACAUCCAGAAGACUGGGGGCACGACUUUCGGGCGGCACCUAGUGAAGAAUAUUAGGCUGGAGCAGCCCUGCAACUGUAAGCCCGGGCAGAAAAAAUGCACCUGCCACCGACCCGGCAAAAAGGAGACAUGGUUAUUCUCGCGCUUCUCCACGGGCUGGAGCUGUGGGCUGCAUGCCGACUGGACAGAGCUCACCAACUGUGUGCCGGCCAUCAUGGAGAAGAAGGACUGCCCUCGCAACCACAGUCGCACCAGGAAUUUCUACUAUAUCACAAUGCUGAGGGAUCCAGUGUCUCGCUACCUGAGUGAAUGGAAACAUGUCCAGAGAGGGGCCACUUGGAAGACUUCUCUUCAUAUGUGUGAUGGGAGAAGCCCAACCCCAGAUGAGCUGCCUACUUGCUACCCAGGGGAUGAUUGGUCUGGCGUCAGUCUGAGGGAGUUCAUGGAUUGUGGCUAUAACCUGGCUAAUAACCGACAGGUCCGUAUGUUGGCAGAUCUUAGCCUGGUGGGAUGCUACAACUUGACUUUCAUGAACGAGAGUGAACGGAACACAAUCCUGUUGCAGAGUGCCAAAAACAACCUGAAGAACAUGGCCUUCUUUGGACUUACAGAAUUCCAGCGGAAAACUCAGUUCCUGUUUGAGAGGACAUUCAAUCUCAAGUUCAUCUCCCCCUUCACACAGUUCAACAUCACACGGGCCUCUAAUGUGGAGAUCAAUGAAGGGGCCCGCCAGCGCAUCGAAGAGCUGAACUUCCUGGACAUGCAACUUUAUGAGUAUGCAAAAGACCUUUUCCUGCAACGAUACCACCACACCAAACAACAGGAGCACCAGAGGGACAGGCAGAAGAGGCGGGAAGAGCGGAGGCUGCUAAAGGAGCAUCGGGGUCACAGGUGGCAGAAGGAGGAUGAGACAGCCGUCACAGAGGACUACAACAGUCAAGUAGUCCGAUGGUGACAUCUUCUGUUUCUCCUCCCAUGGAGGUAGGAGGACCAUGGACAGCGCUGGUAUUUUGCUGAAUCAUGGAAGGGAGUGGUAAAAAUGAGUAUAUAAGACUUGAUUUGAACAUCAGUCCUCCCUUUCUUUUAGUUUUUAGGGUUUUUUCUUUAGAUUUUAACCCACUGAAGGAAUAAUUCCUCUUAUUUUUUUCUUGAUAUUUUUCAAUCAAUGAUAUUAAAUAGAAUCACAUCCCAAACAAAACUACUCUGAAAAGUCCACACCAAGAUGGCAAACCAAGAAAUCUGUUUUUGCCUCCUUCUUUUCAGCUGCACAGUAGAAGAAUGGUGUGAGAAGUCAGAGACUACAGUGGCAUGAAUGAAAAAACCAAAAUGAGACUUGGGAGUUCUGUAGAAACCAGUCUGUAUUAUAGGACUAUUUAUAAUGAUAAGAAAGGAAAGGAGAGAGAGAAAAAAAAAUAUUUGAAGGCACUAAGUAAAAAAAAAAAUUAAAAUAAAAAGAGAGAAUGUCAUCUACUGCUGUGUGGAAUCCAUGCUAGAAGAUGAAGUUUUGUGGAUCUUCCUUCACUUUUUGCCUAUGAAUGGCCUGACUCUGGAUGCAUUUUAGAACACAAUCAAAAGGCAAUCACUGCUGCACUAGUCUUACUGUGGCCAUCAUUUUAGGCCUAGGCCAUAUAAACUUCCCCAUCAUUCUUUUCUAAAAAUAAGGUCCUGUUAAGUGACUGAGUGUAGCCAUUAAAAAAAAGGAUCAUUAUUAGCAACUUCUCACUUACAGGUGGACAUCAUUUUUUUCUCCUAAAAAUUGAAAAUGGAACUGAAAAUAAAAUAUGAAGAAAGUGAUAUGUCUACCAUGUUCUAAACUUUCUAGUGAAGCAUAUUUAUUAAAUGAGUAUGUGUAUCUUUCCAAGGAAAAUGGAAACACAUAUCUUCCUUGGUGUGGCACUGCUAUGAAAUUGCAAUGACAAAGUUUUGGCUAGCAUGUGUUCAAGGUCAUUGUCCUCAAGUUGUUGUAUGAAUUAGACCAUACACUGGAUACCACAAAUGGGUGUUAGAUAGGGGAAUAAUUAUUCCAGAUUUUCAAUGAGACAGGACUUAAUGUCUCAAAUAUCUUCAUUCUAGUACAUUUUUUCUUCACUUUUAAAUCUUUGAUUGUUGUAGGAAUAAACCUGUGAUAAUAUUUAACACACAAGACCAUGAUAUAUUAGAUUGGAAGCUUCUCAAAUGCUUCUUCUUGAUCUUGUACAAAUGACAUGAACAAAAUAAGCAGGCAAAUAAAUGAAAACCCAUGGGAUUGUGGGAGAGGGAAUGUCUGUCAUGUUUUCUGUUAAGUCAUCAAUUAUGUAGAAGGAUGUGGGUGCCAUGAAAGAUAAAACUGAAAAGUUCCUACCAGAAGCAUGACAUGAAUACAGGUAGGAUCUUCAAAGUGAAUUAAAAAGCAUAUAUUUUUUUUUGGUAAUCAAAGUUAAAAAUUGGAAGGCAACCAACUUUCUUGAACCACCUUUAUUCCACCCUCAGCUUAAGUUGCAUUGGAGAAUCCAUAAAUGAACAAACCACUAAGCCUUCACUAAAUGGCUAGUGGAAAUAGGCACUGGGGGAGGAGAGAAAUCCAUCCGUUUGACUAAGUUCCCUGAGAUUUUGUCAAAUAUCUAAUGAAGGAUGAAAGGUAGAUGAGGUCUCUCUUCCAUGACCACCAGCCCAUUCAGUUGGACUGGAAUCAGAACAGAUAUUUUGCUGAAUCCUCCAAAGGAGUGGUGGAAUUGAGCCAUGAUUUCUGACUAUAUGAGACUUGAUUGACCAUCAGCCCUCCCUUUGUUCUAGUUUUGGUCAUGGAGCCAGCACUGACAGCAGUGUCCCUCCAGUUACUCUUCCUCAGAUGAGUUUGUUUCUUAUCGAUGAGGGUGGUACAAGGAUGAUAGUUUCAGACUCACUGUGGGCUGCAGCCUAACUCAUGUGAGAAGUCACUCCCUUCCCACUCUACUCACAUAUAUCCCUUGACCACAUCAAAAACGUCAUUACCAUGAAUGACUUGGCAACUGUACUUUUGGAUCCAUGAAGAGAAAAAAAAGGGGGGGGCACAUAAAUAUGCCUCAUUAGAUGAUAGAGAUCGGUCUGACAAGACAUCAAUGUUUUCCAUCCUGAUGAUUUGUUUAUGAGAUGUGGAGGGAAGGAGAGGGGAAAAGAGAGGAGGGACAGUUGCAGCUGGAAUUAACAAGCAGAUUUUUAUAGCUUCACUUUUUGCUGUGACUAUGGUAUGGUUCUGCCAAGGCUGGCAGUGCUGCAAAUUAUCCCUUCUUCCUGCUGCUGAAGGAGCACACACGUGUGCAUGCACCCAGGUGCACACACACACACACACACACACACACACACACACGCACGCACGCGCACACACACACUGGAAUAAUUGUCCAGCUUUAUAGCAUGUGGAAAUUCAUAACACAUUAGAGAGCAUUUGAAUUUUUUUCUUUGAAACUCACUUUUAAAAUAUUGACAGGAAAUGAAUGCAUCUCCAAGCCACCAAUGACUAAUAUGCUGUUCCUGAGGCAAAGGGAAUUUAUAUCCAAAGGCUUUCCCCGGCAACAUUGCUGCUUGGUUGAUAUAUGGAGCUCCACUUGAGAUGGGAUAUCAGGCUAUUCAGAAGGGCAGCCAUCUAUUUGGGUUGGCCUAAGGCCAAGACCUAGCAAAUUACCCAGGCAGCCCUAGUUUUGUUCUGUUAGAUUCUUUCAAUCUGAAGGAGCCUCUGAAUGGUCUCAAAUCCCCAAGGUACUACGGUGAUACUAUGGCAUUGCAAGUGGACAGGUGAGAAGAUACUCUCUUUACUGUAAUCCAAACCAUACCUGCUAGCUGAGUGGAAGGUUACUAUUUAACUGUCAGCGAGACCUGAAGAGCCUUGCAAGGUAAGUCAGUAACCUUAAGACAAAAAUACAAAUCAAUUCCAGUUAUGCCAAUACCCAAAGCCCCAGAACAGGAAAAACAAAAACAAAAAGCAAAGCAAAAUCAAAAAAAUGAAAAUAGAAACCCUGGGGAUUUCAAACUGUAUGGAAUCCAAUCAUGCUCGGCUCUACAUUCACUACUCCUUCCACUCGCUUGCUGCAGUGAUUUUUUCCUUAGUCUAACCAUGCUAUGGGUUUCCAAAUGGUUUUAUUAAGGUCAAUAAAUAUUUAUGAAGUGACUCCUACAUGCAAGGCACUAAGAUAUAUGAAUCUCAUCCUGCCUUCUUUAAACAAAUAGUUUGGCUAGUCAAGAAUUCAAUGUAUCCCCUUUUCUUGAGGAGUGUAUAUAAUUGGGGUACACUUAUUAAUCUUUGAUAAGGUCAGUUAUGUCCCCAGAAAAUAACAUAAUGUAUACAGUCCACAAGAAAUUCAGGAGCCAGAGUCCUUACCCUUUAAUGUGUUUCUUCAAUUUCAUUUGCUUUUUCUAAAGUACUGAAAUUCAGGGACUCAGUUGAUAAGACUAAAGUAAACUUCUUUAAAAGAACUGGGGAGAAGAAAUACUAUCCUGGGGAUGCAUCCUACUAGGUAGGCAAAUAAAAGUAAUCAUUAGUAAAAAUUCUUAAGAAAUAGACAAGACAUAGGAAAAUAAUCCAAGUUGUUUGUUUUUUGGUUUUGCUAUUUAUUUCUUGAUGUACCCAUAUCUCCUGAGAAAAUUGAAAUAAAAAAUAUCUAAAUUUUGUUCAUCGCUUUAUAUUUUGCAAAGCAUUUUCAAACUCAUCAUGUCAUUUGACCAAUCAAUAAGCAUUUUAAGUACCUCCUAUGUGACAGGCAUUAUGCCAGGUGCUAGGUAAGCGAAGACAAAAAUAAAAUAGUCCCUGUGCUCAGGGAGAUUACAUUCUGUCCAAAAAGACAACAUAUACACAUAAAGCACAUGUAAAAUGAAUAAAAAUAAAUUCAGGAUGGUUUAGGAGAAGAGGGCACUAAAAACUGGAGGAAUGAGGAAAAGCUAUAUGUAGAAAGUUGUGCUUUGAGCUAAGGGUUGAAGGAAGUGAGAAUUAGAGAAAGGAAUACAUUAUAGAUGUGAGGAACAGCCAAUUCACAAGUACAGAGAUGGGAGAUCCCUACAAUAAUUUUUAAAGAAAAUAGAGAUGCUAUUUGAACAUCUAAAGAAAUUGAGGUUCAGAGAAAUUAAAUGAAUUGCCCAAGGUCACAUAACUAAAUGCUGGUGGAGGCUAGACUAGAUCAUUUGAUUUUCUGAGUCUUAAUUCAAUGUUUCAGGGUUUUUAAAAAACUUCUUGUGCUGCAAUGGAUGAUUCCUGAGGGUUAGCAAGGAGGAAAAUGGAAAACUCCAAUUUUGACUUCCUUUUCUACCAACCCUCUUAUAAAAUUGCUAGCACAUUAUAGGCAGGGCCCUGUGGAAUUCCUCUUGCCUUGUUCUGGUGGAUGCCAAAAAUCAGUGAAAGUCUAAACAGUGGGCAAUAAAAGUUAACAGAAGAGAAGGAAAAACAAAACCUAUGUGAUCUGUAUCCUGGAAUAAUACAGAGUUGGAUAAGAUAAAUGCUUAUUGAACCAAAUUUUUAAAAAUUAGCUAUAGCCUCUAUUUAUUUGUUUAAGAGCUGACCUGAAAGUAAAUAGAAGACUGCCACCCAUGAGGGAUGGAGAUUACCUCUGCCCCCUUAAAAAUUCUCCCCCUCAACUUCAGUCCAUGAGAGUGCCUGAAAUCCUCCAGUUAGAGAUGCAUUCCUUUGGAUCUUAAAGGAUUUUUGACUCCAAAGGUCCCAGAUUAAAAUAUAGAUUCUCCUUUGAGGGGAAGAGGAGUGGUCAGAGAAAAAACCUAAAUACCUUGAAGAAAACUCUUCUCAAGUACCCCCUGAAUAUCAAUAGAUUAUCAGAUGCCUUUCCAAUUUUGACAACUAAUUAAGAAAAAUGAUUUACUGGAGCAGCACAAAAGAAAGACUCUUAAAUGUAAGGGGAAACUCCAGGAUCUGGGAGAUAGACUCUCAAAGGUGAGAGAAGGUCCAAAACCAAACUUCCUUCUACCCAGUUAUGCCAGGGCUGGCCCCUUGGCAGAUUAUAAUUUUCUGAGCAAUAGCAGCAAAAGUAGAAAGGACAAAAUUAUUAGGAAGUAGAUGAGCAUUGGGGGCAAAUAAACCAAUAUAUGGACUAUUUUACGAGAUGAAGAUUGUGCAGGAAGAGUUAGAACCAACCAGAAGAGUGGACAAAGUGUCAUCAUACUUUAUCUGCCUGUACUUGUGUCCUCUGUUUAUCAUAUUUUCACUGACUUAGAUAAAUUGUGUCCCUCCUUUGAGAUUCCAAAAUUGCCUGCUUACUUGUUUGUCUAUAUCGUGUUUGACAAUAACUCCAUGCAUAUAUUAGAGUCACUUGGGGACUCAUCCAUGAUACUUCCCCCACUACUUUAUUGAUCUCCCUUGCUAUUCCUCUUGGGUCUUUUGUUCAUCCAUUCUCUUCCAAUUCAGUUAGUACCUAUGAUGCAACAAAAGCUCUGCCUCUCUCUGGCAUAUCUGGUCACUUCUGAAUUUAUACAUUGAAAUUGUUUCCUAGACUUGCCCUUGGAGGGGGCUAGAUAUGUUACCUUGGCAGAUUUAUUGCUUCAAUGUUGUAUUCAGGCUCUAUUGACAAAAAGAAAUUGAUAGACUCAACCCAUUGGGUAGAGGAGUUACAUAUGCCAGAGGAAUGCAUUGCUUUGUAGACAAGCAGUGUCUAGAAGACUUAACUACCCUUGAUUCCAAGGGCAUUGCCUGAACCCUCUUGUCAGACUCUAGGUUCUGAGAUCCCAAAGCACAAGUGGAUGAUGAGUACAUGUUGUAAGUUGUCUGAAGAAAAGAUAAUUGUGACCAUUUGGCCCUCCAAAUACCACUGUGCUAGCAAGUUUGCUCUGCUGCUGGGAGGUAACAAACCCAAGGACCAAGUGUCAGCAGUGGAAAGGUUGAGUCUUCCCUGGUGACAGCAGUGACAUGUUCUGAUGAAAUAAACUUCUUGAAUGUUUUGGUGGUUGUCAGAUUUUUCUACCAUCAUUUCCCUUAACACUUUAUGUAGUCUUUCUCCCCAGUGAUUGCAACACUUUCUAUAUUUUACUUGUAUUCUUUUUCAUUUAAAAAUCAAUUAUACAUUGGAAGGAAAAUCUGAAUUUUGCAUCUGGUGCCACAUUUUAGGUGAAAGGGUAGUUAUUCAGUAGAUGGUAAUUAUUUUGUCCUGAGGGACUUCCCUUUUGUUUCUGUGCAAUAAUGUGUAUGAACCUGGCUACUCUGAGACUGUAUUGUGACAUUAUCAACUUUUCUUGUUAUUUAAAAACUGAUAGUUUGUAGAAUUGAGGAUUUUCAUUGAUGUAAAGCACAAUUUAAUGAAUAAGUUAACAUAUUAAAUCAUUGUGAUGUCAAGAACAA